Molecule: messenger RNA, 446 nt
Organism: Paramuricea clavata
Lineage: Eukaryota; Metazoa; Cnidaria; Anthozoa; Malacalcyonacea; Plexauridae
Source: the annotation of a GenBank genome assembly
AUGGUUCUAGCCAAACAGCAGGAUGUUGAAGGGAAGGCAGAUCUCACCCAAUUCAUUUAUAACCAAACACCAAAGAAGUUAAAUGAUUUAAUUGCCACAGCCUGGAAAAUGGAAAUGGCGGCAACAAUUUUAGAAAGACUUAACAUGUUGAGAAUGUCUGUUGUAGAAACUGCAUUAGAAGAAAAUUGUGUUGAUGGGUGUGAUACGAUCUGGAUUAAAUGUGGGAAAGAAGUAUUGAGAAACAACAAGGUGAAUGCAUAUGUCUUUGCUGCAGCCAUUUGUGACCUUCUUGAGAAGGGAAGAGGAAAGAACCGUAACAUGAUAGUAGGCCCUGUCAAUUGCGGCAAAACAUUCCUGUUAAAUCCGCUAAACCAACUUUUCCAAACUUUCACUAAUCCUGCAACGAGGAUGAUUUCAGAUGGAGCCCUGAGAUUUUGGCGUGGAAG